This is a messenger RNA of Protopolystoma xenopodis, 897 nucleotides long. Lineage: Eukaryota; Metazoa; Platyhelminthes; Monogenea; Polystomatidea; Polystomatidae. The record is from the annotation of a GenBank genome assembly.
UAUAUUGGUACAAACUACAACAACUGGCACUUCACUGCGCUUUUCCUUGAAGCUUUGUGUAGCCAGGCGCAAAGGACCUAUCUCUCUUCUUGCACACAAGGUUCCUACACCGAUUCGUCCCUUUCUAACUGCCCACUGCUAAAUGAUUUUGUUUACUCCGUGAUCCCCUCUUCUGUCUACGAAAUAUCUGCCUCUUCCAAACAAGUUUUGCCGCCUCUAAAUCCUGCCGACAUUCCCCUUGGAGCCGCUUCGCUCUCUCUAAUAGCCUUAUAUGAGGCAAUGCAGACGCCUGACUACCUAGCUACUGCAUGGUGGUACCGGUUGGCAGGUCAGCCUGAAAAUGCUCACCUGUCUGACUCUAGUCUAAGUUUGCCUUAUCAGGCUUCCCCAAAGACACUCACCCCGGCUUUCAUUCCUUUUUCUGGUAUCAAAGCCCCACCAGGUGCUGCUGUCUGCCCUGCCUCGGGGCUAGGGUCUUUUGAUGGAACAACGGUGUUAAACGCUGCUACGACUGCAUCAACGACAGAAUCCCACUGUCUAGCUCAGGAUUACAUGAGCAUACUGAUGCCAGCCCAGUUUGGAAACCUGCCCAAAGCUCUUGAGCUAGCCGCCGACCUACUAGAAGUACCACUCCCUUCAAAUACUCCCACUGGUCACUCACAGCCACUAGUCCUGGCAGGUCCUCUGAGUGUCGGUUCCACACAACCAUCUGUUUCAGUAGCCACAUCACUAUCCAUCUCUGAUGAUAUUGGACCCUCGAUCCCGCGAAGUCCCUCUAUUGUCACUUCAAUAACAGAAGUGUCUGCAAGUCAAGCGUCUCUUCAACUCCUAGCAGAGUGCUUGAAUCGGUCCAAGCUGCAAGAAUAUUGUAUUCGGUGUGCAAUUUUAUCUCAUUAA